Knipowitschia caucasica is the source of this 576-nucleotide messenger RNA. The record is from the annotation of a GenBank genome assembly. NCBI's taxonomy places the organism in Eukaryota, Metazoa, Chordata, Actinopteri, Gobiiformes, Gobiidae.
AUGGGAGUGGGAGGAGGGGGGGGGGGAGAGGGGGGAGGAAUUGGGGAGUGGUUGGGGUUUGGGUUGGUGUUGGUUGUAUGGUGUAUUUUGGGGUUUGGGGGGAAGGGGUGGAGAGGUGUUGGUGAUGGUAAAGUAGUUGUUGUGGUGAUUGGGUGUGUGGUGUUUGUUUGGGGGUUUGGGGGGGGUGGUGGGGGGUUGGGAUGUUGGGUGGGGGGGGUUUGGUGUUUGUUGGGGGGUUGGUUUGUUUGGGGGGGUGUGUUUUAUAGGGUGAUGGAUGUUUUGGGGGUGUUUAGGGGGAGGAGGGGGAGGUUGUGGGGGAUGGGGGGGGUUUGUGGGGUGGAUAGGGUAAGGGGGGGGGGUGGGAUAUUGGGGGGGUUGUUGUGGUGUUGGUGGGGGGGGGGUUGGGGGGGGGGGGGGGGGGGGGGGGGGGGGGGGGUGGGGUUUGUGGGGGGUGGGGGGUGGGGUGGGGGGGUUGGGGGGGGUUUGGUUUGUGUGGUUGUUUUGAGGGGGGUGGGUUUUGGGUGUUGUUGGGGUUUUAGUGGGGGGUUUUGUUGGGGGGGGUGUUGGGUGUUUUGA